AUGAACACUGUUUUAUCUGUUUUGCUCUUGCAUAGUUUUUUUGCUACACCAACAUUAUCAUGUAAUCAAUCCUGCUUUUGCAAAACAUAUUAAACCUUAAAGGUUCGUUCUACUUUGAGAGGAUAAUAUAAAAAUAUAUUAUAAGAACAAAAAGGAGCUUUAAUCUCUAAUAAGAAGUAAGUUGGAUUUGCAGGUAACUAAUUUAACCGAAGUCCUUUAAGAUCUGAAGUAUAUGAUGUAGGUUCAGGAAAAGGAUACACUAUUUCAAGUAUUGGGCAAUUUGUGAUAAUUGAUUUACCAUAAAUAUACGAGAUUAAUACAAUAAAAUUUUGGGUCUAUGAUAGAGAUAUUAAUUUAAGAACAUUUGAUAUAAAGGUCUAAGUUUAAAACUCUCAAGGUCUAAUACAAUUAAUUUAUGAAGACACAGUUGCUACUAGUAUUACAAAAAUAAAGUUUUCUGAUACAUUUGUGAAAUAAAUACUGUUUUAUGAUAACAAUGGCAGUUCAUUGAAUUAAUAUUUGCAUUUCGUUAAUUUAUAAGCCUAUUUUGAAUUUUGA
This is a messenger RNA of Paramecium octaurelia, 558 nucleotides long. NCBI's taxonomy places the organism in Eukaryota, Ciliophora, Oligohymenophorea, Peniculida, Parameciidae. The record is from the annotation of a GenBank genome assembly.